Messenger RNA from Racocetra persica, 127 nucleotides. The record is from the annotation of a GenBank genome assembly. NCBI's taxonomy places the organism in Eukaryota, Fungi, Glomeromycota, Glomeromycetes, Diversisporales, Gigasporaceae.
AGUGUUGAAUUCGGAGGAAUAUCUAAAAUGGAUUUCCAGAAUAAGAGAGAUGUUACUGUAUACGAGAACGCACCAUAUCCUCCAAUUAUUCCGGCAAUAUAUGCAGUAUAUCGCGAUUUGAUGGAAA